Messenger RNA from Cylindrotheca closterium, 414 nucleotides. The record is from the annotation of a GenBank genome assembly. Lineage: Eukaryota; Bacillariophyta; Bacillariophyceae; Bacillariales; Bacillariaceae.
AUGUACUCUCGACCAGUAUACGUGUCGCAUCUUCCGCAGACAGAAGGAAAAAGAUUCUUAUCCUGGGUCAUCAUUUUCAACUUUGCCUUGUGCCAUCACCUCAUGGCACUCCGAGCAGCGGACUACAAGGACAAACACGAAAACCUGCUUCAAGCUCUGAAACUGUACGAAGCAUUAGUUGCCUUGCCAAUGGAAGGCACUUUUCAAAUCGAGACCACCUAUUUCAUGGCCAUGAUCAACAAUUCGGCACAGAUUUACCAAAUGUUGCAUCGACCAAGACAAGCCAAGCAACACUCGGAUCAAAUGCUUUCCUUACUCAUGGUCACGAUUCAAGAAGGGGAAGCUGACACAGUGGACGGGUUUGACGGCUUUUUGCUGAAUGCCACGCGAAGAUCUCUUGCGGUCGCUGCAUGA